CCGGAACCACCGAGUCAGAUUACCGGUGUGCGAAUCAAUCAACGUCAGAUAAAAGUCACUUGGAGCACAUUACCGUCGGGAUCGAAAUCCCCGUUAUCCGGGCAAUCUUAUCCGCAACCGUCGAUUCCAAUCACGGGGUUCCGAAUCUAUUAUUCGAAAAAUGAGAAUCCACAAGAUUUGAGCACAUGGCAAAUUCUAGACGUGGGCCCGGUGACGAUGGCCACAUUGGACUCUCUCGAUCCGGGAGCGGAGUAUGUGAUCAAAAUCAAAUCACGAGGAGCAGAUCGACGUUACGGUCGACUAAGCGAUCCGGUCGUGGUCGGUGUGCAUGUGCCGGACGACGGGCUCUCAGGUGGACCUGGUGGAUAUGGUACUGCCGGGGGCCGAGCAAUCAACGAGAAGCGUGCCAUACGUCAGUUAUCCUGUCACUGGAUACCGGCAUUGGAUAAUGCACGGCCGGGAGAGGCCAGUUUAAAGUUGAACUGGCAAAGGCCGGCUCAAGUAGAUGGACUCUAUCAGUUUCAGGUCCCGUUAGGCUUCCUGGCUGAGGACCUCGGGAUGAUCGUAACCGAGACACUGAGUGAUAUGGCCGAAUGUCGAAAACAGUGA
Molecule: messenger RNA, 609 nt
Organism: Echinostoma caproni
Lineage: Eukaryota; Metazoa; Platyhelminthes; Trematoda; Plagiorchiida; Echinostomatidae
Source: the annotation of a GenBank genome assembly